This is a messenger RNA of Lobosporangium transversale, 1382 nucleotides long. RefSeq lists its product as hypothetical. The transcript has 3 exons. Gene Ontology annotation, molecular function: GTPase activator activity; small GTPase binding. Bases 76 to 1242 code for a protein of 388 amino acids. NCBI's taxonomy places the organism in Eukaryota, Fungi, Mortierellomycota, Mortierellomycetes, Mortierellales, Mortierellaceae. The record is from RefSeq and is a predicted model, not a curated record. Gene Ontology annotation, biological process: nucleocytoplasmic transport; activation of GTPase activity. Gene Ontology annotation, cellular component: cytosol; nucleus; perinuclear region of cytoplasm.
CACUUUUCUUUUUUUUGUUUUUCUUUCUUUGACAUCCAUUUACUGUCUCAUCCUCGCAGCGCACUAUAUUCAAGCAUGUCUAAAACUACAUUCUCAAUUGAGGGCCGUGGCCUAAAGCUUGAAAGUGCUGAGGAUGUCAAGGAAUUCAUUAAAACCAUUGAGAGCAUGGACGAGCUCGAGAACGUUAUUCUGAGUGGAAAUACCUUUGGUGUUGAGGCUUGCCGUGCUCUUGCUGCCGCUCUUGCCAAGAAGCCUCUGUUGAAGGUUGCCAACUUUUCGGAUAUUUUUACAGGACGUCUGCGCUCCGAGAUUCCUGACUGUCUGGUUUACUUUGGCGAUGCAUUAAAAGACAAGAAGCAUCUUGUGGAGCUCAACCUUAGCGACAAUGCCUUUGGAGCAGCUGGCGUCCACCCUCUUGUCGAAUUCUUGACUACGAACAGGAAUUUGCAGAUCUUAAAGCUCAACAACAACGGAUUGGGUGUGACUGGAGGUAAAGUCCUUGCUGAGGCGUUGAUGACCGCUCAUGAAAGGAAUGUUGCUGAGAAUAAAAAGUCAUCUCUCCGUGUGGUUAUUGCUGGGCGUAAUCGUCUUGAGAAUGGCUCUACCCCUGAUCUCGCCAAGGCAUUUGCAGCCCAUGGAACGCUAACCCAUGUUGCGAUGCCUCAAAAUGGAAUACGUAUGGAAGGAAUUGAGGCUCUUGCUGCUGGAUUGACCAAGUGUCCUGGAUUAGAGAUUUUGGAUUUGCAGGAUAAUACGUUCACAGAGCGUGGAUGCCGCGCCUUUGCUGCUGCUUUGCCUUCCUGGAAGGAAUUGAGGAGGCUCAACUUUGGCGAGUGCUUACUCUCCAACAAGGGUUCUAUUCUCCUAUCACAUGCUUUGGCACAGGGCAAGAAUCCCAAGUUGGAGUCUCUUGACUUUACAUACGCUGAGAUGAGGGAGGACGGUGUUUUGGAACUGGCCAGCGCGAUCUCUAAUCGCCUCUCCAAUUUGACAAAGCUUGAACUGAAUGGAAACCAAGUUGAUGAGGACAGCGCCGCUAUUGAUGCUAUUCGUGAUGCUCUUGCCAAACACGAUCAUGGUGAUGCGCUCGGAGACUUGGAUGAUAUGGAGGAGCCAGAUUCGGAUGAGGAGGAUGAGGAGGAUGAGGAGGAUGAGGAGGAUGAAAAAGAUGAAAAAGAAAAGGAGGGAGACGAGAAGGUUUCUGACGAGCUCGCUGAUCUCGCUGCUAGGCUCAACGUAUAAGCGUACGGAAUCCAUUUACCACUUGGCUCAUAUCUUACAUGUAUCAUUUAGACAUUACCUUCAUUGCUCUUUCCAUCUGUUCGCUUUCCUUCGUUAUUAAAAGAAAAAAAGAAACCAUUAAUAAAAUUCUGUACUAGCAC